ACGGCGGGCGGGGCUCGGACUCUCUGCCUUGGCUCGGGAGAGAGGACACGGCUGAUACAGCUCACCCUGCUCCGGGAGAGUAGCCAGUGUGACUCACCAGAACCAGAGCCCCGCAGAUUGUACCUGACACGAUGGCCACUUCAUCAGCUAUUGCUGAUAAAAUUCAACAUGAUAUUUUAAAUUGUAAAAUCUGCCUUGAAACGAUGGCACAGCCCAAAAUGUUGCCCUGUCAACACACGUACUGUCAAGAAUGCCUCCAAAAGCUGGUGAAGGCUGGUAAGAUCAUGUGCCCAGAGUGUAGGGACGUCGUUGAUGUGAGUGCUGGCAUUAGCAGCCUGCAGACAAGCUUCUACAUCAACAGCCUUCUGGAUAUCUUCAAAAGCCCGGAAAAGGAGGAGGAGAAGAAGGAGUUGGUAUGUACCCUUUGUCCCCAAGGCUGGAAAGUCAAGAACUCUGCAGUGGCCCAGUGUAUCAGUUGCUUACACUACCUGUGUAGAGCUUGUGGGGACAGUCAUCAGAUUAACUACAGCACCCAUAACGUGGUGGACCUGGCCCCUGCCCUGCUGGAUAAAGCCGAUAUAGGGAUGAUAAUGCAGCAAAAGGUCUGCUGCCAGUUUCACCCCAAGGAGCGAGUCCGUCAUUACUGCAGCACGUGUGACCGGGUCAUUUGCUACAAAUGUUAUUCCCAUUCCUGCAACAAACAUAAACGGCUUGGGAUCGCUGAGGCGGCUGAGGUAAAGAAACCCACAGUGAAGAAACUUUUGGAAAGACUCAGCACAGUUCCCCAGUCUCUAGCCCAACAAGAGAGUGAACUGGAUGAAGCAAUGGACAAAGUGAAAACAACGCAAUUGUCUAUAAUUUCCAACUUAGAGAGCACUCUGACUGAGGUUUUAAAUGAUCUGUUUAAACAGGGAGAUGCCAUCAAAAAAACUGUUUCGGAGUAUGUGAAGAAACAGGAAGAGUUAAUCAAAGCUGCCAAAUCUAACCUUGAGCUUCAGAAGGAGAAGACAAAGAGCAUGAGAGAACAUGGUGAGAGGGUUAUGAUGGAUUGUAAUGCGAAGGAGAUAGUAUGUUUGGAGAGCAUUUUACAAGAUCAGAUCAGUUCAUUGCAACCAUUCAACAUCCAAGAAUUAAACAAAGCCUGCCCCAAGCUAAUGGUCAACAAAUACGUCCGGAGUAUAAUAUCAGAAACUCAUCUCUUCACUGUCACAUUGGGUGAAGGUUCAGGUCCUGAAUCCCAGCCAAUUUUCCCCAAUACUGGGCAGCUGACAUGCAUUGCUGAAACCCAGGCCACCGCUCAGUCCCAACAAUGGGCAGUUCAGAAAUAUCACUUUGACACUAAGGUGGACCAUAACAUGGUGCCCAAAUUGACAGGCAUCUGUACUUCCGAAGAUGGAGACAUCAUUGUUGCGGAUGAAGAGAACGCGGUCCUGAAGUGUUACUGGAAAGGUGGAUCAUUGAACAGGAUUAUCUCACUGCCAGAUGAAGAUGAAGACCCGUGUAGCGUGGCCAUCUGUGACGAUAUUAUUGUGUGUUCCGCCAAGAACAGGCUUUACUUCUUAGAAAUGGACGGAUCGCUGGUGAGAAAGCUCCUCCUCCGAGGCUCCGAGUCAGCGUACCCUAUUGCCGCGUAUGAAGAUGUAUAUGUGGCUGUGAGCGAAGGAACACUAUGUUCCAUCUCUCUGUAUGAUCUCGAUGGCCGUGUAGUUGACAGGAUUAAGCCAAGGGGUUAUGAUGGUAGUAGAUUUCUUUUCAUUGCAGUGAACAGUGAAGAAGAAUUCAUUGUGUCUGAUUGUGGGAAGAAAUGUGUUGUGAUCUUCACUCGAUCUGGAGUGCUCGUAACCGUCUGCAGUGAGAGCUUUGUGAAUGGGAUACAAUGUCAUCUUAAUCCUUUCAGUGUCUGUGUUGAUGGAAAUGACAAUAUCUAUGUCACUGAACCCAAUAGGAUCCUGGUGUUUUCGCCCACUGGAAGGUUUAAGAGACAGUUGUUGAGUACAGUUGAUGGCCUUCACAAGCCACGUGUCCUUACAAUCGAUCCAGAUGACAAUCUGAUCAUAGUCCAAGACAACAGGUUUGUUUAUGUGUACGCAUUGACUUUGGAUUAAUGGCAUUGCUGCCUGGGCUAGGAUUCAGAGUAAACAGGCCUCCUCUGUUGGGCUGAAAAUUGACGUGAGCCAGACCCUGAGACAAUGUCACCUGCUUGCUUCCAAAAUCAAGAGGGCCAACCCUGUGCACUGGACUGGAAAGGCUCACAGUCUUUGUAAAUAAAUAUAUUGAAUGGGGAGGAGCGCGGUUCUGGGGGUGGGGUUGUGGUGGUGGUUGUUCAGGGUUACAUAGCCGUCCCCAAACCGGGUUUUCAGUCUGAUGGAGAAUGGAACGAGGCCAGUCUGCCUCCUGCCUUCAUCAAAGUGAGGCCUGAGCCAGGAUGCUGCAUGACUGACCUUCCCAACCUGUCUCCAACUGGAGCCUUCAGGUAGCCCCAAGAGUUAUCACCCACCUCCCCACUCUCCACCAAAAAACAAGCCUAUUCACCAACCCAGCCUCUCCUACCAGCCCCCAGGCCAGCUCACCUGUAGACCUGGGGUCCAGUGCUGAUCGUUGGCCUCUUUGGUUACAAUACCAUCAGCAGCCACUGUAUGGCAUUGGUGAGUCCUGGCAGCUGCUGGCUUUGGAUUGGCUGCUGAUGGCUGGGCUUUCUGCCCCCAGGAUCCCUGAUCCCUGAUCCCUAAGAAGCCUUUCAUUAGGCAGGAUGAGACUUCCACCAGCGAGCAAGACCUCAGUAGUCGUUAAAUGCACAGUGGCUCGGUGGUUAGCGCUGCUGCCUCAUGGUGCCAUGGGCCUGGGUUUGAUUCCACCCUUGGGUGACUGUGCAGUUUGCACAUUCUCCUUGUGUCA
Molecule: messenger RNA, 2895 nt
Organism: Rhincodon typus (whale shark)
Lineage: Eukaryota; Metazoa; Chordata; Chondrichthyes; Orectolobiformes; Rhincodontidae
Product: E3 ubiquitin-protein ligase TRIM56-like
Exons: 2
Coding region: 132-2105 (657 amino acids)
Biological process (GO): positive regulation of DNA-templated transcription
Cellular component (GO): nucleoplasm; chromatin
Molecular function (GO): zinc ion binding; ubiquitin-protein transferase activity
Source: RefSeq, a predicted model, not a curated record